UGUUUCAAGCAUUAAGAGUUGGUUUUUCUUUUUCAUUUAAUUUCCUUUUCCCCAUGGCUCCAAUAUUAUUGCUCCUUACUGGUUUUUUGAUAUCUGGCCUGGAAUUAACAGGAGCACAAUCUGUUGGCGUAUGUUAUGGACGAAAUGGAAACAAUCUACCAUCUGAUGGAGAAGUUGUCGAUCUGUAUAAAAGCAAUGGCAUUGGAAGGAUGAGGAUAUAUGAACCAUAUCAAACAACUCUCGACGCCCUUAGGGGAUCAAACAUAGAACUCAUCAUUGGCAUGCUUAACAGCAAUCUUCAAGCCCUCACUGAUGCUACAGCUGCAACAAAUUGGGUCCAAAACAACAUAGCAAAAUACUGGCCUGAUGUCAAAUUCAAAUACAUUGCUGUUGGGAAUGAAGUACAUCCUGAUUAUGCUGAAGCCCAGUUUGUUCUACCUGCCAUGCAAAACAUUCAUAAUGCAAUUGUAGCUGCCAAUUUACAAGACCAAAUUAAGGUUUCAACAGCUAUAGAUACAACUUUGUUGGGCAAUAAUUCCCCUCCAUCAGCAGGUUCAUUUAGUGAUAGUGCAAGUUCAUAUAUAAUCCCAAUUAUCAACUUCCUAGUCAGUAAUGGGGCACCACUAUUAGCCAAUGUUUACCCUUACUUUGCCCAUACUUAUCAGCCUCAAGACAUAAGCCUUCCAUUUGCCUUAUUUACUUCACCAGGGGUUGUGGUACCAGAUGGUAGUCUUCAAUACCAAAAUCUCUUUGAUGCAUUGUUGGAUGCACACUAUUCUGCUCUUGAGAAAGUUGGUGCACCUAAUCUACAAAUUGUAGUAUCAGAGAGUGGUUGGCCAUCUGAAGGUGGUACUGCAGCUACUAUAGACAAUGCAGGCACUUACUACAACAAUUUGAUAAAUCAUGUGAAGGGUGGGACUCCAAAGAAGUCUGGACAAGCAAUAGAAACUUAUUUGUUUGCCAUGUUUGAUGAAAACCUCAAGGAUGGAUUAGAAACUGAGAAACAUUUUGGUGUAUUCUCUCCUAACAAACAACCCAAGUACCAAAUCAGUUUCGGUUAGCUAGUGUGGUUAGACUUGCAUAUUUGUUUUAAUUUUAAGUAAGUGUUCCAUGAGCUAUGUAUCCCCUUUAAAUGUUAAACUAAAUCACUCUUCUAAUAAAUAAGCUCCCUACAAUUAUAA
This is a messenger RNA of Quercus lobata, 1181 nucleotides long. Its product is annotated as glucan endo-1,3-beta-glucosidase-like. The record is from RefSeq and is a predicted model, not a curated record. The transcript has 2 exons. Gene Ontology annotation, biological process: carbohydrate metabolic process. Gene Ontology annotation, molecular function: hydrolase activity, hydrolyzing O-glycosyl compounds. The coding region runs from base 54 to 1061 and encodes 335 amino acids. NCBI's taxonomy places the organism in Eukaryota, Viridiplantae, Streptophyta, Magnoliopsida, Fagales, Fagaceae.